GUGUGGUGGAGGAAGUGGUUGCGUGACGUCACACCCCCAGCGUGUAAGUCACAGUGAGAGCAGCUGGAGUUUAGCUGCUGUUCAUGAAUUUUAUUUUACAUCGCAAUAAAUACAUCAACAAUCCAGACAAAUCAUGGCGCAGGGUCUAAAAGAACGCUUCGAGAAGUUUCUAUACGAGAAAAAUCUCAUGACGGACGUGCUGGCGAAGAUCGAGGCGAGGACUGGAGUGAGCAGAUCGUACAUCGCAUAUGCUGUCAUCUUGUUCGUUGCCAUUUAUCUGGUGAUCGGAUACGGCGCUUCUCUGCUCUGUAAUCUCAUCGGAUUCGUCUAUCCUGCGUACAUAUCAAUCAAAGCCAUUGAGAGCGCAACCAAAGAUGACGACACCAAAUGGCUGACCUACUGGGUGGUUUAUGGUGUGUUCAGCGUUGCCGAGUUCUUUGCUGACAUUUUCCUCUCCUGGUUCCCAUUCUACUUUUUGGGAAAGUGCGCUUUCUUGGUAUGGUGCAUGGCUCCAACUCCAUCAAACGGCUCCGUUCUGAUCUACACAAGAAUCAUUCGGCCCUUCUUCUUGAAGAAUGAAGCCAAGAUCGACAAUGUGAUGAAAGACAUCACAGAUAAAGCAUCAGAGGCGGCAGACAAGUUUAAAGAUGAAGCCAAGAAGGCCACUGCCAACCUAAUAUUUGAGGAGAAGAAGACCUACUAAAAUCCACAGCCAUUUCAACCGCUUCCUGUCCUACAGGACGACACUUGCCUGAAUAAAUGUUGCCUUUAUAUGCUCUUAUUUUUCAAACAACUGGAAGUGGGCUAAUUAUUGUUACUCCCUUUGCCUGUGCCUGUUUUUUAACCUGUGGCAGCCAUAUUAGAUUACAUCAGACAGCCCAGUUACCAUAGUUGUGUUUAAGCGGGUAAGACAUAGAUCAUGUUACAAGAUGACGCUCACCCUGCAAUGCUUCAGUCUCAGUACACAUCUUUAUCUUUCCUAUAGAGAUCAUAAGCCUUUGGCUUGUAUUAUAGGAUCAUAAAAUGGUUUAUCCUGCAUCUUGGGCCAUUUAACAUAUGCAUUCUAUGAUGAUAUAUUUAUGUGUGAUACGUUUUUUGUUUGUAGAAAUGUCUCUUCUGAUACCAGUGAAACUGUACGCAUAUGAAUCAUGCAUUUGAUGUCGACUAUUAAACAAACUAUUGGAGGAAAUGGG
Messenger RNA from Labeo rohita (rohu), 1193 nucleotides. RefSeq names its product receptor accessory protein 5 (gene reep5). NCBI's taxonomy places the organism in Eukaryota, Metazoa, Chordata, Actinopteri, Cypriniformes, Cyprinidae. The transcript has 5 exons. Bases 134 to 703 code for a protein of 189 amino acids. The record is from RefSeq and is a predicted model, not a curated record.